This is a messenger RNA of Dicrocoelium dendriticum, 1355 nucleotides long. The record is from the annotation of a GenBank genome assembly. NCBI's taxonomy places the organism in Eukaryota, Metazoa, Platyhelminthes, Trematoda, Plagiorchiida, Dicrocoeliidae.
UCAUUGGUCGCGAUUGACGGAUCCGACGCUCGGUCGUUUUCGUCGUUCAUCAUUACGGAAUGGAGGCUUUGCAGCCAUGGUAUGUCAGACAUGGAGCAAAGGUGCUAGGCAUCAUAACCGCGUUCAUGUGUUUCAUUUGUGGGAUUACGGCAAUGAUCUCAGUGUCCAUUGGCUGUAUUAUCGGUGGAGUACUGUUAAUACUAAUCGGUAUAUGCGUUGUGACCCUAGAGGUGCCGUUUUGUUGCACCAUGGUACCCCAACUGCAAAGGAUUGCUGCGUUCAGCGAAAAUCGAUCUCCACUCCAACGAACCAUAUUUUAUGCCCUGUUAGCCACUUCUUUUCAAUUUAUUUAACAUCAAUGUCCACUCCUAGUGCCGCAAUUUUGCCCCUCGGCAUGUGCUUUGGUGUUUCAACCAUAUUUGCCGCUUUGGCUCUCGUGGGUUCAUGCGUGUUCAACGUUUGGCGCUUCAUUAGAGAUCGGCGGGCCAAGAAAGCGCAUUCCGAAGGUGGUGGUGGAGGUGUCCUCAUUGGGUCCGGGUCACCGGCUACCAUUUCUACCGAACCGGGCUACCCGCAACCCAGUCAAGGUGUUGGUGCUGAUGCGAGUGCCUUUCACGGCCAGCAAUACGAAAAAGCCGCUGUCGAAGCUGUUCGAGGCGUCGUUGCUGGUGGUACUGGUGCUGGUUAUCGUGGAGCGUACUGAAAUACAUUUUUCAGAUUGUGGUGGUAUCAUUCCUGGUUAUUAUCCUGUUUCCAGCGCGUCGUUUCUCAUCAGCACGCUACCUGGCAUACCUCAUCCCAUCUCCAUUGUCUUGUGCGUUUUCUAGUAAUCGCCAUUCCGAUAUCUGUGAUGAGCACCUGCUGCUGCACCUGUCCCCACACAUCUGGAGUCUGCAUUUAUUUCCUCGCUCUUUUCCACAUUUGCUUUUCCGCGCAACAUUUGUAAACUGGUUCCUAACACAAUGUUCGUUCUCUGUUAUCAACAGUCUUUUUUUGAUCCUUUAUAUUUAAACUCGUCGCUUCCGUCUUAUAGAUUGCAUCUCCAAAUUGAAUGUUGUGCUUUGCUUUACCAUUUUUUCUGCGUUAUUAUCUUGGCUGUUCUGAUAAGCGUUGAUAUGAAGUCAAUUCUCGGUACUGGAUCCAUCGGUCUCUCUUACUCUUUUUAUUUUAGUCCGUUUUAAGUUGUGUUCGCCCUGAUUGCCAUGCGAUGCCAUAACAAUUCCGAGGCGUCACAUUUUUUACAGUGUGGAAAACCGGUGGACCACAUCGCGCCGAAACUUCAACCGCGUGACUUGCCGAAUUUCUAUUUUGCCAACUUUUUAUUUUAACCUACAAAUACAAUGACAAUUUAUUUA